This is a messenger RNA of Pyricularia grisea, 201 nucleotides long. RefSeq lists its product as uncharacterized. The record is from RefSeq and is a predicted model, not a curated record. The transcript is spliced from 2 exons. Bases 50 to 151 code for a protein of 33 amino acids. Lineage: Eukaryota; Fungi; Ascomycota; Sordariomycetes; Magnaporthales; Pyriculariaceae.
UGAUUCUGUAAUUUGAGAUGGCUUACGGUCUGGCUCGUUCCCGAGCUCAAUGGCAUCGAUGAAUGGCAGGGCGCGCUUCUUCAGCUCCAGGGCGGCGGCGAAGGUGUUCGUGCGGUUGUUGUGGCCACGGUUGAAACCAAUGGUGGCUUAGCAGUAACGGGCUACCCACUGAUGAGAUCGAAGAACUUGGGUCCAAACACC